AUGUCGAAAACCGCAAAUUCCUAUGCGUUUUCGAUCAGGGAAAAAGAUGUGAUUAAGGUGAUUUUGGAGUUUUUGGAGUCGCGUGGAUUGCACAUUGCUCAGGUUAGUUUUUUUCCGAUUUUUUAUUCCCGUCAUUUUGACACCAAACAAGCCUAGCUACAAAAAAUGCGCCAGCAUAGCGUUUGCUGACGCCUUUUUUGUAGGUUCGCAAAAAGUCGAUUAUUUUCAUGAUAUCCAGGUGAUUCCCGUCAUUUUGACACCAAACAAGCCAGAUUUCCGCGGUGCACCGAAAAUGCGCCAGCAAGCUCUAUAGGGUUUGCUUGACGCAUUUGCGGUGCAGCUCGAAUUAUAGUCAUGUUUGGUGUCAAAAUGAUCAGAAUGAUUUGGAAAUAAUGAAAAUCACAGUGAAAACAUCCACAUCCUUUGCUGACGCAAAAAUCGUAGCUACAAAAAUCGCGUCAGCACCGAAUUUGCGUCAGUGAAGAGUUGGGAAGUUUUGCAUAGCAUUUCAAAGCUCUCCGUGCUAUUGUGAUUAUUUUGAGACUAAACAUAGAUUAGUUUUGAAAGUGCACCAGAAAUGCGCCAGCAAUCUCUAUAGAGGUUUGCUGGCGCAUUUUUGGUAGAUCUUCAAAUAUACCCUUGUUUGGUAUCAAAAUUACCAGGAACCCUUGCCGAUCACAAAUUUUAUAAUGAAAAUCCCCUUACUGACGCAUUUCUGGUGCUGACGCAUUUUUUGCAGCUCUCUUUGGAACGUGAAACCGGCGUGAUAAAUGGCGAGUAUUCGGACGAUCUACUUUUUUUGCGUCAACUCAUUUUGGACGGACAAUGGGAUAACGCAUUGGAUUUUGUGGAGCCGUUGAAAAGUUGCAAGGAAUUUGAUUUUCGCAGCUUUCGGUGAGUGACAAAAAUGCGUCAGCACACCGGAAACGCGUCAGUGAAGCUUUCUUCGUGUGAUUCUGAUCAUUUUGACACCAAACACGCCUAUUUUUGGUUGUGCACCAAAAAUGCGUCAGCAAGGUUUUGCUGGCGCAUUUUUAGUACCUCUCUAAAUUUCACCUUGUUUGGUGUCAAAAUAACCGGUAAGCUCUGGAGAUUACGAAAUUUCCAUAGAAAGUUCGAAAAACUCAAGAUUGAAGUCAACUUGGUGCUGAGUUGGUAGCUACGGAAAAUGCGUCAGCAUAGAGUCUGGUGUUAAAACAAACAGGAUUUUUGUGAUCCUUGUGAGAUUCCGGUCAGUUUGACACAAAAUAUGACUAUAUUUGGUUUUGCACCAGAAAUGCGUCAGCAAGCCCUAUAGGUCUUGCUGACGCAUUUCUAGUACCUCGAGAAAACUGGUCAUGUUUAGUGUCGAAAUACUCAGGAACAUGUGAAGAUUACAAAAAACUGACUAAAAACCUUUGCUGACGCAAAUCUGGUGCUGACGCAUUUCUGGUGCAUUCUCAAAUAUAGCUAAAUUAUAUAUGAUUCUGAAAAUCUGAAAAAAUAGCAUUUUCAUGAUCUUCAUAAGAUUCUGGUUGGUUUGACAUAAAAUAUGACUAUAUUUGGUUUUGCACCAGAAAUGCGUCAGCAUUGGGUAUAGAGGUUGCUGACGCAAUUUCGGUACCUCUCUGAAUAUUGUCUUGUUUGGUGUCAAACGAAUCACCAUCACCUGGAGAUCAAGAAAAACCACGUUUCACUGACGCAAACCCGGUGCUGACGCAAAUUUUGUAUCUUGUUUGGUACAGCGUUUUUGCAGCUACAACAUCACCAAAUAUAAAUUUUUCGAACUACUUUGCGUAAAACUCGAGCCCGGACCAUUACACGACAACGAUUUCGCAGUAGAAGAGCUCGUCGAAUGUCUCAAAGACCUGGAGCACAUUUGUCCGACUCCCGAAGAUUACCGUCAACUUUGCGCACUUCUAACUCUGCCAAAACUUUCGGAUCACGACGACUUCAAAUCGUGGAAUCCGUCAGCUGCCAGAUGCGAAUGUUUUCACAAAAUCCUAACACUAUGCGCUCAUUUGCUCCCGCCCACGGCCAAAGAAAAAUCGCGCCAAAAAGAGGAGCACAGCCAGAAUGACAGGUUGCUCGGAUUAUUGGCAAAAGGCCAAUUUUAUGAGGGAUGUGUCGAUUUUUGUCAGGCUCAAGCUAUUGGGGAUGUUAAAGGUGAGAUUUUCCCACAUUUUGAGACCUACAAGUUGUGCGUCAGCACCAGAAAUGGGCCAGUGAAGAGAUUUUAUUCAUUUUCGUUGCCGAAUCCAGCUUCUCUAUGUCUUUCUGAUCAGUUUGACACCAAACAUGACUAUAUUUGAAGCUGCACUGAAAAUGCGUCAGCAAUAGCUAUAGAGGUUGCUGGCGCAUUUCUGGUGCACUUCCAAAUAUUUCCAUGUUUGGUGUCAAAAUAAUCACAAUAGCACGGAGAGCUUUGAAAUGCUAUCCAAAACCUUCACUGACGCAAAUUUGGUGCUGACGCGAUUUUUGUAGCUACGAUUUUUGCGUCAGCAAAGGAUGUUGAAUGUGAUUUUUAUCAUCUCUAUAAUAUUCUGAUCAUUUUGACAUCAAGAAUGACUAUAUUUGAAGCUGCACCGGAAAUGCGCCAGCAAACCUUAUAGAUAUUGCUGACGCAUUUCUGGUGCACUUCCAAAAAUAGCCAUGUUUGGUGUCAAAAUUCUCCAAAUCGUCUGGAGAUUCCAAAUCUUCACCUCAAAAUUAUUUUCAGGCAUCGAAAACGGCCCGGCCUCAACCGGCCUGCUAAACAUCCGGCCGAAACUAGGCUCCACCGAUUUAUCCCUAAUUUGUUGGUUGGAAAUUGUGGGAAAAGAGCAAUUUGCACAGCCUUUCAAGCAAAAACAACUGGAAUUGAGGGUCGAAAAUGUGAAGUGAGUUGUUAUUUUUUUCGGGCUGUAGCUACAAAAAUCGCGCCAGCACCAAAUUUGCGUCAGUGAAGGUUUGGGAAGUUUUGAAUAGCAUUUCAAAGCUCUCCGUACCAUUGUGAUUUUUUUGAGACCAAACAUGGCUAUUUUUUGAAGUGCACCACAAAUGCGUCAGCAAUAGCUAUAGAGGUUGCUGGCGCAUUUGCGGUACAUCUCGAGUUAUAGUCAUGUUUGGUGUCAAACUGAUCAGAAAGAUAUGGAAAUAAUGAUAAUCACAGUGAAAACAUCCACAUCCUUUGCUGACGCAAAAAUCGUAGCUACAAAAAUCGCGUCAGCACCAGAUUUGCGUCAGUGAAGGUUUGCGAAGUUUUGAAUAGCAUUUCAAAGCUCUCCGUAAUAUAUUGUGAUUAUUUUGAGACCAAACAUGGCUAUUUUUUGAAGUGCACCAGAAAUGCGCCAGCAAUCUCUAUAGCGUUUGUUGACGCAUUUGCGGUGCAGCUCGAAUUAUAUUCGUGUUUGGUGUCAAACUGAUCAGAAAGAUGUGGAGAUAAUUAAAAUCACCGUGAAAACAUCCACAUCCUUUGCUGACGCAAAAAUCGUAGCUACAAAAAUCGCGUCAGCACCAAGUUUACUAAAAAUUUUCCAGAAAACCUAAAUUGGAAGCGCCGUGGACUGAGACAAUUAUGGCGACACCUAUCAAACCUGGCAACAAAUUUCCCACACAAUCUGGUAAGCCCCGCCCAUUUUUCUGUGCUCUGAAAAUCGCUAAGCUCCGCCCAUUUUCAUUACAGGUCCCAUCUUCCAAGCCGAAAUUCGCUGA
Caenorhabditis angaria is the source of this 3672-nucleotide messenger RNA. The record is from the annotation of a GenBank genome assembly. NCBI's taxonomy places the organism in Eukaryota, Metazoa, Nematoda, Chromadorea, Rhabditida, Rhabditidae.